Molecule: messenger RNA, 3651 nt
Organism: Conger conger (European conger)
Lineage: Eukaryota; Metazoa; Chordata; Actinopteri; Anguilliformes; Congridae
Gene: accs
Product: 1-aminocyclopropane-1-carboxylate synthase homolog (Arabidopsis)(non-functional)
Exons: 15
Coding region: 582-3413 (943 amino acids)
Biological process (GO): amino acid metabolic process; biosynthetic process
Molecular function (GO): pyridoxal phosphate binding; transaminase activity
Source: RefSeq, a predicted model, not a curated record
UCCCCAACACAGUUCUUCUCCCAUUUUAUUUCCCUACAUCAAAUUAUGAAAUGUAUCGCUUAAGACGACAUGCACGACACUUAUCCUGGAAGAAUCCGAUCUGAACCGGUUUAGUCCGGGGCUGGGAGGUACUGAGAUUCUUAACCUCAGGCACAUCGCGCCGUCUAGACACCGAUGUCACUGGGUCACUGUGUUUACGUUUUGUUGUCUCUGCAUGUUGGCACGGGUUACUAGACCUGGGAGAAAUUAUUUUGAUAUCGCUAGCUGACUGUCAAGACACAUUUGGUUUCCUAGCUCGCCCAUAUGAAUCAUUCACAAGCUUGCUAGGAAACGCUACGUUAAUUCACCUCUUGAUUAGCUAUUCUAAUUAUGUGAUACAAGGCUUAUGAAAAUAACUAGCUUGCUAGCUAACUUGCUAAUGUUCUUAAUUGGUUUGCCAAUUAACUUUGUUGUGUAUUUGAAAGAAAAAAAAAGGGUACAUAUGCAUCAACUGUAGUUAGCUGGUAUAAAAACUGCCAGGUGUGAACUUUUUCGAUUUAUUCUGUUCGCCGGCCCCGGCCCCGGCCCCCCCCCCCUAAAAAAUGGACUUUCGUGGGAAAAAGUACGAGCGGGGUAGCAACUGGUCUGAUCCAGAGGUGGUAGAAUUGCUCCAGCUAUGGGCUGACGACUCCGUCCAAAUUGAGCUGGAGAGUUGUCUGAGAAAUCAGCACGUCUUCAAUCGGAUUGCGGAGGUUCUGCGCGAGAAGGGAAUUCUCCGCACCGGGGACCAAUGCAGGGAGAAAAUAAAAAAAAUGAAACUGGACUAUCGGCGCAUCAAGGACAAUCAAAAGACCGUGCGCGGGGGCCGGACGUGGAAGUUCUAUGAAGUAAUGGAUCGGGUGUUGACUAAUCGGCCGUCUGUUUCGUACUCUUCCCUGGGGGGAACUGUCAUAUCCCACCAAGUGCUCCAAGGAGCGCCCGGUUCGGACGCGUUCCUCCUGCACAACCUCCCAGCGGCUGCGUUCGGCUCCCCGUCCUCGGGUUCCCUCUUGUUCGGACACCCGCCCAAGCCGGGGGAUCUACUGGAGAUCAAACGUGAGGACGUGGACUCUGACGACGGGCUGCUGAACUCGGACCCGCAGCCGCCCGAGCUGCUAUACCAGAUAGCGCCGGGAGACGAACCAGACGCCGACAGUAAAUCUCUGGGUCUUGAUCAGGAGGACUUGACGGAGAUGGGACGCGGAGAAGGGGUAGAGAACGCCCGCUUUUCUCCUUCAGGCUACAGCGAGCAGAACAUGGCCAGCUCCUCAGGAACCGGAGGCUCCACGGGGGGGCCCCCCGCGGCGGGGGGCAGAGGGAGAGGAGGAGGAAGAGGAGGGGAGGACGGGGACGGGGACAGGGACGGGCUGGAGCCCCGGGGGCCCCGGGGGCCGGCCCCGCUCUGGCAGCGGAAGAGGAGGCGCGUGGGGUGCGGAGGCGGGGCGGCGGGAGACGGGCGGGCCCGGGCGGGGCUGGACGCGGCCCUGGUGCGCUUCCUGGGCUGGCAGCGCGUGGCGGAGGAGCGGCUGAUCUCGCUGGAGGAGGCGCGCAUGGAGAGGGAGGCGGAGGCCGAGGAGCGCAGGGAGCGCAUGGAGGCGCGCCGCGCCGAGCAGGACCGGCAGCACGAGCUCCGCCUCUUCACCGCCUUCGCCUCCGCCCUGUCGGCUGUCUGCCCCGGGGCCGCCCAAAACCUCGCCCAUACCCCCGCCCAAAACCCCGCCCAGCCCGCUGGCCCCGCCGUCCCCGAACGCGACGCCCAAACGCCCCGUGACAGCGUCUACCUGUCGUCCCGCGGGAACCUCAUGGACCAGGCUGUGGGGAUUCUGCACGAGGGCUUCGCCCUGUACCAGGCUGACAAGCACGACUUCGACAGCAACCGCGACGGGAUCAUCAAUUUGGGAACCAGUGAGAACAAGCUGUGUUACGACCUGCUGUCUAAACGGCUGACCCAGGCAGAUAUGUUGCACGUGGCUCCAGCUCUCCUGGAGUACCCUGACCUGAGGGGCCAUUGCUUUCUCAGAGAGGAAGUGGCCAGUUUCCUGACUGAGUACUCCAAAUCUUCCAGUCCACUGAAGGUUGAGAAUGUUGUUGUGAUGAACGGCUGCACUUCCCUGUUCUCCUGCAUCACCGCGGUGAUCUGCGAUCCUGGUGAUGCUGUUCUCAUCCCCACGCCCUUCUACGGUUCGAUCAAGGAAGACGUGGGGCUGUACAGUGGCGUGCGGCUCGUUCACACACACCUGGACUGCGAGCCGAGCGGCACUGAGGGCCGGCCUUUUCUGCUCACCACCGACAAACUGGAGCAGGCCAUGGAGCAGGCCAAGGCAGAGGGUGUGCGGGUGAGAGCCGUCAUCUUCAUGAACCCCCACAAUCCUCUGGGAGAAAUAUACUCCGGCCAGGAAAUGACCGCCUUCCUGGAGUUUGCCAAGCGGCACGAGCUCCACGCCAUCAUUGAUGAGGUGUACAUGCUGUCGGUUUUCAGCGAAUCAGCCGCCUUCCAAAGUGUCCUCAGCCUUGCCAGGUUGCCUGAUGCCCAACGGACACAUGUGCUGUGGGGUCUCAGUAAGGACUUCGCAGCAGCCGGACUGCGUGUGGGCGUGGUCUACUCCCAGAACCAGGACGUUUUGUCGGCGAUGGCCCAUCUGGGCUUCUUCCACGUGAUCGCGGGUAUUGCCCAGCACCAGGCGGCCAUGCUGCUCCGAGACCGGGACUGGGUCAGCCGGGAGUUCCUGCCCCAGAACCGGGCCCGGAUGGAGGCCGCGCACCGCUACAUUUCCGGAGAGCUCCGGAGCCUGGGCAUCCCCUUCCUGAACCGGCCCGCCUGCUUCUUCAUCUGGGCCGACCUCAGGAAGGUGCUGUCAGAGCAGAGCUUCCCGGCGGAGAGGAAACUGUGGCGCUGCUUCCUGCGUCACAAGAUCCUGGUGAGCCCCGGAGAGGCCUUCAGCUGCAGCACGCCCGGCUGGUUCCGCAUCAUCUUCACCGACCAGGAGGACCGUCUGCGGCUGGGCAUGCAGAGGCUGCGGAAGGCCCUGGCGGAGCUGGGGUGGGUGUCGGAUCAGCAGGAUGCGGUCUCCGUGGGACCGGGGCGGGGGCUGGAGAACGGGGACCAGACACCGGGCCUCGGGAACGGCGCUGAUGAGGUCGCGUCCAAACGGGACAGUCCCGCCCCCCCCGGCGCCGGCGCCUCCGCCUCAUUGGUCGAUGAGGAUUUAGUCGUACUGGACCGCCAAUCCUCUCGGCUGGCCUCUGGCUCCUCCCUGGACUCUCUGAUUGGCACCCUGAGACGGCAGAUCCGCUCCUGCGAUUGGCUGGAGAAGAACACCCCGGAGGUGUCGGCCGGGGAGGAUCCGGAGCUCUUUGACGUGUUUCGGGACCUGCUUCACCGAGCCAGGAAGUAGAACCGGACCCCCGGGGGGGGGGGUGGGGGGGAGAGAGAAGCUCCCUCGGCCGUUAAAUCCGUCCGCUCUGGACUCCCACUGGUUCUGCUGGUCACCGGGGGAAACGCUCCUCUGUCGUUACUGGGCCUUCGUCAGGGUGUCUGGUUUCUAUGGUAGCGUUCACCUUCGGCCAUCUCGCAGUGCUCCGGCCCUGCUGGCUGAAGCAGGCCUACUGACGAGCUUCACAGCCUGACCUUUG